Molecule: messenger RNA, 2252 nt
Organism: Hypomesus transpacificus
Lineage: Eukaryota; Metazoa; Chordata; Actinopteri; Osmeriformes; Osmeridae
Product: WD40 repeat-containing protein SMU1-like
Exons: 12
Coding region: 169-1773 (534 amino acids)
Biological process (GO): mRNA splicing, via spliceosome
Cellular component (GO): precatalytic spliceosome
Molecular function (GO): protein binding
Source: RefSeq, a predicted model, not a curated record
UGCACAAUUGGAUUUGCAAAAACGUCUCCUCUGGGGGGAGGGUGUCAUGCCGCAGUUUGUUGGGGGUACCGCGGGGGUGGAGGUUUGCGGAGUGACUGCAACAUGCGAGAUACAAACGCACGUGGACUGGGCGGUCUCCAACAAACAUCUUUCACGUGACCUUCUUUAAUGAGAGAACAGCGGAGUCAGUCUCGUCAUUCGGAGUGCUGCAUCUGGUCUGACAUCAUGGCUUUAGAGGUGGAAUCUGCCGACGUGAUUCGACUGAUAAUGCAAUAUUUGAAAGAGAACAAUCUUUAUCGGACGCUGACCACCCUGCAAGAGGAAACCACCGUGUCGCUCAACACCGUGGAGAGCAUUGACAGCUUCGUGGCGGACAUCAACAAUGGCCAUUGGGACACGGUUCUAUUAGCUAUCCAGUCACUCAAGCUCCCCGACAAAACCCUUAUUGACCUCUAUGAGCAGGUGGUCCUGGAGCUCAUAGAGCUAAGAGAGCUGGGGGCAGCCCGUUCUCUCCUCCGACAGACCGACCCCAUGAUCAUGCUGAAACAAACCCAGCCUGAGAGGUACACCCACCUGGAGAACCUGCUUGCUCGCUCCUACUUUGACCCCCAUGAGGCAUAUCCAGAGGGCAGCAGCAAGGAGAAAAGGCGGGCGAUAAUUGCCCAGGACCUUGCAGGGGAAGUCAGCGUGGUGCCACCCUCUCGUCUCAUAGCCCUGCUGGGGCAGGUGAGUUCUUUGAAGUGGCAGCAGCACCAGGGCCAUCUUUCUGCAGGGAUGACCAUCGACCUGUUCAGGGGAAAGGCAGCAGUGAGAGACGUGGAUGAGGAGCGCUUCCCCAGCCAGCUAUGCAGGCAUAUCAAGUUUGGACACAAGUCCCACGUGGAGUGUGCUCGCUUCUCGCCAGACGGACAGUACCUUGUUACCGGGUCAGUGGACGGAUUUAUAGAGGUCUGGAACUUCACCAUGGGCAAAAUCCAAAAGGAUCUGAAGUACCAGGCCCAGGAUAACUUCAUGAUGAUGGACGAGGCUGUGCUGUGUCUGGGCUUCAGCAGGGACACAGACAUGCUGGCCACCGGAGCACAAGGCGGCAAGAUCAUGGUGUGGAGGAUCCAGAGCGGUCAGUGUCUGCAGAGGUUUGAGCGUGCACACAGCAAAGGAGUGACCUGCGUGAGCUUCUGCAGGGAGAGCAGCCAGCUGCUCAGCGCGUCUUUUGACCAGACCGUCCGGAUCCACGGGCUGAAGUCCGGCAAGACCCUGAAGGAGUUCAGAGGCCACACCUCUUUUGUGAACGAGGCGCGGUUCACCCAGGACGACCAUUUCAUCAUGAGCGCCUCGUCGGACGGCACAGUGAAGAUGUGGAAUGUGAAGACCACGGAAUGCGCUCACACGUUCAAAUCGCUGGGCACGUCGUCGAGCUCAGACAUUGCUGUCACCAGCGUGAUCCUCAUGCCCAAGAACCCCGAGCACUUUGUGGUGUGCAGCCGCUCCAACACCGUGGUCAUCAUGAACAUGCAUGGUCAGAUUGUGCGAAGCUUCAGCUCGGGGAGGAGGGAAGGGGGAGACUUUGUGUGCUGUGCUCUGUCACCCCGAGGGGAGUGGAUCUACUGUGUUGGGGAGGAUUCUGUCCUCUACUGCUUCAGCACAGUGACUGGGAAGCUGGAGAGGACUCUGACUGUCCACGAGAAAGCUGUGAUUGGCAUCGCCCACCACCCCCACCAGAACCUUCUUUCUACUUACAGCGAGGAUGGCCUUCUCAAGCUUUGGAGGCCCUGAAUGUUAUCCAAGAGAGCCAACUCUUUUCACCUCUGGUCUACUACUCAAACACUCCCAGCCCCAUGGGAAAGCUGGGCCACGUGUCUUGUGUUGAGUUCUGGUUGGCUGAAUGUAGCUUUCAAAUGAUCUCUGAUUGGUUCAUGUAGGAUGUCUUCGGUUAGACAUGCAUGCUUGUUAUAUACAUGUAUUGAAGGGCUUUGCCAGCAUGCUAGUUACCUACAACGUAACAUGUAGACAGUCCUCUCUCACUGUCCUCUAUGGUGGACAUGUAAAUUGAUAAAACUAAUGUCACUCAUGGUACUAUGGUAGAUAUUGGUUGGAUACUUUUGCUAUUAGUGUCUUUUGCGAGUAAUGCCCACUCCAUUUUGUUGCAUUGAGAUGUUGUAUCAUACAUUAAAUUGCUAUGCUGUACUAUGUAGUAAAGCAUUUUAAAUGGUUGCUUGAAAGACAUUAAGACUGAAACUCUGUUCUACAGUGAA